AUGGCUACCACCACUGAGACGGUCACGGAGACUACGCAGACGCUUGCGAGUCUGCCCUUGAACAAGUCCGACGAGAGCGAACAACAGGAAGAAUACCGCUAUGCUCACCUACUACCUCACUUCGACGCAUCCAUCAAGUACCCACCGCUCGUCCCAUUCGAGCACGUCGACCCCGGCUCCCGCGCGCUCAAGCACGCAGACCCUCGCGCGUUCCUGGACGGCGCGGAGAAGAUCGUGCAUCUGACCCCGAGGUUGGGUACCGAGGUUCGCGGUGUGGAUCUGCUCAAGCUCGACAGUGAUGGCCGAGACCAACUUGCGCUCGAGGUGGCGAGGCGAGGACUCUUGGUGUUCAGGGGCCAACAAGAAUUCAUCAACGCUGGGCCUGAGGCGUAUCUUGAGUGGGGACGAUACUUCGGAAGGCUACACAUCCACCCAACAACCGGCCAUCCAAAGGACCACCCCGAGCUUCAUCUCGUUUACGUGGACGCAAACUCAGACUACAACUUCGGAUACGAAGGCAGCAUCACCAUGACCGGCUGGCACUCCGACGUCUCGUACGAGCUCCAGCCACCCGGCCUGACCACAUUCUUCCUGCUCGACUUCCCACCCACGGGCGGUGACACCCUCUUCACAUCCCAGGUCUCCACCCUCCGCCGGCUGUCCCCGCCGUUCGUCGAGUUCCUGCGCACGCUCAGCGUGGUGCACUCGGGCGUCGACCAGGCAAACCGUUCGCGCGCGGGCGGGAAAGGCGGAGUGGUACGGAGGGAGCCGGUGGAGCAUGUGCAUCCGCUGGUGAGGAAGCAUCCGGUCACCGGGGAGGAGGCGUUGUAUGUCAACAAAGGAUUUUCAAGAAGGAUUGUGGGGCUGAAGAAGGAGGAGUCUGAGGCGCUCCUGAACUUCCUGUAUAACCACAUUGCCGCGUCUGGUGAUCUACAGGCUAGAGUCAAGUGGGAGCCUGGGACCGUUGUCGUAUGGGACAACCGCAUCACUGCCCAUUCCGCGAUUGUAGACUACGGUGAGAGCAAGGCGCGUCGCCACGGUGUCCGUGUUACGCCUCAAGCUGAGAGGCCCAUUCCCGCUCUCGAGGCUGAACAGUGA
Molecule: messenger RNA, 1098 nt
Organism: Coniophora puteana RWD-64-598 SS2
Lineage: Eukaryota; Fungi; Basidiomycota; Agaricomycetes; Boletales; Coniophoraceae
Product: alpha-ketoglutarate-dependent sulfonate dioxygenase
Exons: 7
Coding region: 1-1098 (365 amino acids)
Cellular component (GO): cytoplasm
Molecular function (GO): 2-oxoglutarate-dependent dioxygenase activity
Source: RefSeq, a predicted model, not a curated record